GUCAACAUGGUCAUGUAAAAAGGGACUCUGUCUGAUAAGAUCGAAUGUAAGUACCAUGAAAACUACAGCAAGAUCAGGGACUGCAGUCGUUUAAGUUGGUCUUCAGAAUUAGCCUUGGAGAGAAAUCAUCAAUGCCAGGUUUUUAUCUUUAAAGCACUACACCUGGGUUGAGGCAGAUUACAGGUGGAGUGGGAGUGGUAGAGCUAAAGGAGGAGCAUCUGUGCCUAACAGCUUGCGCUGAGGAACACCUUAACACACUUCAAUACUGAUGGGGUAGAAAGCACAUCAUCUUCAGCAGAAGACAUCCGGGAUUCGAGCAGAACGAGCACUUCCGAAAUGAGCCGGGCUGCUGACACGAUGUUGGUUAACUUUUCCCCAGGGAGCAUGAUGGCAGUUCUUCGUGAGGAGACGGAGACCUGCAUCAGUGACACGACUUUGCAGUACUUACUCCUCCUUCUUUCUAAAGUAGCUCUCAACACACUGGUCUUGUCCUUCUGGUUGAGGAGCAUUCCCAAGACACUCCUUGGUGUUUACAGCAUCUCCAUAUACUUUGUGGACCUGCUACUGAUCUGCUCCAUCUCCUGGGCGUGGUGGCUCUCUCAGAAUUAUCGCACCCAUGAAGUCAUGUGCUUCAGUCUUUCACACAGCUCCAAUAUUUACUCCCUGCUACCUCUGCCUGUCCUUCUGGCAGGAGCAUUAGACUGUGUUAUCCAGCAACAUGUGGGAUUCGGUCAGAGGUCAUUAACCAGGACUGUUGUUCACUGUGCCAUAGUGAUGCUGAUGUGGAUGCUGGCUUGUUUUUACUCUUACUGCUACACGAACACAGAGCUGCUGACCAUCCAGUACAGUGAGGGGGUCUCGGCUCUUGUGUGUCCUGUACAAGGAUCUCUGUUGGUCAGUCACUUCAGUUUGAAUCUGUUCAUCGUUGUAUGCUUCAUACUGCUGCUUCACUGCAGAAAGCUUCCACGUUGGGUUAGCAUGGCUAAUAAACUGACCAAGCAGAGGACUGGAACACUUUCUAUAAGUGACCUAGCCUUUUUUAAAAGACUGGAAAAACUUGAAUCAGGAGCUGUUGAGGAGGUGCACAUGGACAAGCAGCAGGAUCGUCCUCCUCUCAUCAUCAGCCUGGUUUUGUGUUUUGCACUGAACUGGACUCCUUAUCUGCUUAUGAGUGUGGUCUGUGAUCUCCUCGGAUUUGCAGUGCCAGCAUAUGCAAGUGUCAAUCUCCUUUGGACCGCCUGUGCCAACAGCAUACUGGUGGGUCUGGCUUUCUGGUACAGAAGUAAUAAGCAUGGACCUUUCUGCACACUGCCAGAUGACAUCUGUCCAUGGGGUUUUUACUGGUAUUUGAGUAGGGAAAAUGGCAUGUACACAGCCAGUACAAAACUCUAUGAUGGACAAGGCUGAGGACUCAAUGCUACAGACUUGACACUAACUACUGCCAGUGAAGAUACCUUUUAAAAGGUUUCUUGUCUGAUCAGGUCCGUCACAAAGUACAUGUCCGUGCACAAGUAUAUGUAGCUGUGGCUUUGCAGAUCGUUUUUCUCGGCAUACUUUAAAAAAAACAGAAACAUAUUUUCUCAAUGUAUAUUCACAUCAGGUAAAAAAAAAAAAAAAAAAGGCAAGGAAAGUGUGUGAAUUUCUGACAGUGAAUACUGUGCUUUGGUUUAGGGCUUAGUUUCCGAUUAGUUUCCUUCUAUUAAUAAUCAAGUAGUCGAUAUGAAACAUUUCCCGAAAAUUACUGCAUUUUUCAUAAUGUAUAGUUUUAUAUCUAUUUUUAUUUAAACAAAGAAUAACACUUUGGUAGCAUUACUGUUUACACUGCUAAACUGACCAUAAUUAUAAAUUUGCACAGACACAAAGAUCAUUUACAAAUAAAAGUUGCCAUUUUGUUUAAACACGGUACAAUAUGUAGAGAAGCUUGCGUUAAACAAGCUAUAAUAUUGACAGAACCUUUUCUUGCUUGGUCCAAGCCUCUUGCACGUUGUUUGCCAUCAUGAAGCUGGAUGCUCUUCCUUGUAGUCUGCUGUAAAGCCAGCUUAUGCUGUGUGUGUUGUGUUAGCGGGAGCGCUGUUUUCUGAAUAUUCGAUCACUUGAAAUUUUCACUAAGGAUGUUUUUUUUUUUUUUUUUAAA
Hemibagrus wyckioides is the source of this 2134-nucleotide messenger RNA. Its product is annotated as probable G-protein coupled receptor 160. The transcript is spliced from 3 exons. Gene Ontology annotation, cellular component: plasma membrane; signaling receptor complex. NCBI's taxonomy places the organism in Eukaryota, Metazoa, Chordata, Actinopteri, Siluriformes, Bagridae. The record is from RefSeq and is a predicted model, not a curated record. The coding region runs from base 337 to 1407 and encodes 356 amino acids.